Molecule: messenger RNA, 3749 nt
Organism: Biomphalaria glabrata
Lineage: Eukaryota; Metazoa; Mollusca; Gastropoda; Planorbidae
Exons: 6
Coding region: 693-1724 (343 amino acids)
Source: RefSeq, a predicted model, not a curated record
UCCUCCAUAGAGUGAGAGGUCGAGCAUAUCUUGCAGACGACUUUUUUUUCCUCACUCAUACUUCGCUUGAGCUCUGUAAUAAAAGUGAAAACAAACAAACAAAAACAAAGUGUAAUUAAGUGGAUAUUAAAACACAGACUGGUAUCGAUUCUAACAACUUGUUUGGCUGGAAAGUUAAAUAGAGACUCAGUUAGCUCUCGUUCAUUGAAUUGCAUGUUUUGCAAACACAAUUGCCGAGCGGAAUCGAUUGCGAACUCGGCACGUGCUUUGAUUGAUAAGUAUCGAGUACUGCUCAUCUCUCUCUCUCUCUCUCACAUCGAGUUUCUGUUUGCCCCUCUCUCUCACUCCCUCAGUCAUUCCUGCCAUUUAACUCCGUGAUUUAUAUCGCUGAGGCCAUUGCGACAAAACAGCCCGGAGUAUCAAAGUGAUGGAUUACUUCUUUCUAACUCUCCAUCUGUUUGUGAUCUUCAUUCACUCCUAGCGCCACUUCGAAAGAUGAAGAUUUUAUUAUUUUAAUAUGAUCCAAUCCAUCAACUAGAGAUGAUUUACUAUUUGAAGAGUCUUGAGUAAGUAGAACGGAUGUCAGGUAUUAGAGCUUUCAUUGCCAAAGAUGAUCCACAAGUCAACGUAGUGCCCCACUUUCAAAAAUUUUCCUAUGGAAGACGUCACGCUGCCGCUACAGUGACCCCAACAUGAUCCACAUUCACACUGGGGGCGGGUUCAGUAGCGGUCUCGGCAGGAAGUACCCCAACUCGCUGAACCACGCAGACUGGAAGGCGCCCCUGAGAUGCGGGUUCCUCUUCUGCACGUUCAGCUGUGUGCUGUUUGUGAUCGGUGUCAUCCUGACCUGGCUAGGUAUACGUAGAAUAGGUGUGCACGACGUCUUCGGGGAGACUGUACCCAUCACAGGGCCCAUCUUGCUCUUCGUUGGGGGCCUCAUGCUACUGCUAGCCGCACGCCAGUUCUACUUGGCCCACACCAGGAAAAAACUUAGCUGCAAGUCGCCAGUGGAUAAAGAACAAGGUCAAGGUCAAACGGUAGUCACGGCAACAACAGAUCAUGAUGAUGAUCAGGAUUUCUCCGAAAGCGCCAAUCUCAAUAAAAAAACGUAUGGCGACAAUGAGGACGACCACGAUGAAGGUCAUGAUGACAUGGGGGAGCACGCGCCGCUGAACAAACCCAGUUACUACGACCACGCCACCACUUCUCCCCCUUGCAACGAGGCACUCAUCAGCGGAGGAGGCUACGUGUGGUCACCAGGCACUGUCCAGUCGCCAUACCUCUCUAUGGCCAUGAUGGUCUACAAGGACCCUGCCCUGACUUAUGGCCCUUUCAUUUCAGCCACAUCCGGCCCCGCGCAUACAGACUCUUACAACCCCGGGCUCCUCGCGGCCGACGUAUCGGACACCACGGCGGAGCAAGGUGCUGUGGCUGCGUGCGGCAGGACGUUACCCCGUCAGGCCAGCCUGGGCACAGCCGUCCUGGAGACGGUAUCUACGACCCUACGCCCGCCCCAAGCAACAACCGCUUCCAGCAGCUCCCCGGCUGACACUGCAGCAUCGUCAUGCCCACCGGACGUGCACCGGAUAUUCCCAUCGGACUAUUUGAAUCAGUACCAGCGCAACGCGCCGAGCCCUAAUCCAGCCACCGCAGGCAUCAGUAGUCUGCCCAGCUCUACAGCGUUCAUGAUGAUUAGAACUUUAGAACUACAAGAGACGAUAUAAAAGUAGCACAGUCUGUUUUUAAUGUUUCUGACCAUUUCUUGAGGCUCAACAUUAACUUCAUAGAAUGAUCUAACUCCAAUCUGAGUUCUUGAUAUUACCUUAAAAUGCUCACCGUUGGGAAGAACAGGCUGAAAAUGUUGUAUAGAUUAAAUACAGUUGUACUUAGUGUCCCAGUGUUAAUGGACCUUACGGAAUAUCAGAGAGAAAGACUUCAACCAAAACUUUUCUGUAUUGGAUAUUUUCAUCAAAGGAUGUUACGUAUAAAAGUAGCAAGCUUUUUGGCGUAUCCGGUAUAAAGUUUUCUUUUUUUUCUAAAGUUUGUAUGUUGUUGUUGCCUGUCAUUGAAAUAAAAUCUCUCCAAAUCAAAAAGACAGAGAGGAGUAAAGGGGAGGUGAAGAAUGAAAUAAAAAAAUGUAUACAUAAUAGAGCAAAUUACCGUAAAAAACGUAAAUAACCUGCAAUGUCAAAGUCUACAACGGAGAUAAACAAUGUUACUUUUCUUUUGUGUAAUCAUUGUGUCAUUUCUCAACAUGAGCUAUCAUGUAAUGAAUGACUUUGUUAUCACUUUUUCUGCACUUGGACAUAGGUUGUAUUUUUUUUCUAUUGUUUAAAUACAAAUAAUUAAAUCAUGCUCUAAAUUAACCUUUUUUUUUCCCAAGUAUAAAAGUUUAAAAAUAUAGGUAUAUUUAUAUGGUCUAGCGACUUUGAGGGUAUUGUGUCCUCGCCUAACUUCUUGACACAGGCAUGAUAUUGAUAGUCUGAAUUCUAACAACUAGUGUGGCUUCAAAGUUCAAACUUGUAUACUUUGAGUUUGUUACACCAUCAGGACAUCUGGCUUCACACACACACACACACACACACACACAUAUAGGUUGUACGAAACGGAAGUAGGAGAUUAAACGAGCCGCUUGUUUUGAAAUAUUGUGGAACUCUUCAAAAAAACUCAACCAGAAAUCAUUUAAUGAUUAAUCUUUUACUGUGUCUUUGUUUAAAAUGCGAGUCAGAAUCUAGUCUAUGUCAGUUUAAAGUUCGUAGGGAUGCUAUAGUAUUUAGUUUGUCUUUUCUCUGCAUUUUAUUAGGGAUUAAUGUCCGUGAAGGUCUACUAGUUAAUUAAACCAGUCCUUCGUGGAUCGUCUAGCCAGACCUCGCGGAACAGUAGGGUUCCAUGGAACACAGUUUGGGAAACACUGAACCAACGAAUAACGCAUCUAACAAACAGCACUUUCGACAAAUAGCACAUCUCACGAAAAGAACAUCUAACAAAUAUGACAUAAAAAAAAAAAAUUUCGGAUAAUGUUUUUUUUCCCCUGUUGUAUAUACAUGUAUUACAACACUCGCAGAUGGAAGACUGUUUGGUUGUGGACCUGAUGGUCUUGUUUCAAAACCCAGGGUUAGCCACCGAGUUGUUUUAAAAUGUUUUACAUAUUUCGCAUGUUCCUUCAGAGUUGAAGAUAGUUUACUUCCUAGUCCAAACCUCCCGCAGGACGACGGGGGAUGGGAGCGGGCAGGGUUUGAGCCCGGGACCAUCGAUAAAUCCAAACGACAGUCCAGCGCGCAAACCGCACGACCGUGUUCAUGAUUUGACGUCAGGACUGAAGUGCUAGAGUUCAUCCCCCCCCCUUUCAUUGUAAGCAAAAUGAAGGAGCGUCCCUAAUUCGUAAGAUACGAUAAUUUAAUUUUAUAAACAUCUAAAAAUUGUCACGUGAUUUGUCUGUGCUUUUUCACUUUCUAUCUCUUUUCUCUCUCUAUUUUAUGUUUUUCUAAAAGCUCUUCUCUUUACAGUGUGCAAUGAAACAUAUGUACGAAGUUUACUUGUAUGUGUGUUGAUGUAUGUGUAACUAUUUGUAUGCAUGUCGCAAUGGCGACACAUAUGUGAUGAAAUGUUAGAAGUUUGAUGUGUGUGUGUAUUUUUGUUAUUUUGUUUACGCAUAAAGAAAUGAUUGUCCAGUUAAUGUUUUAAUUGAUACAAUAAUUAUACUGUGUAUAUUGUUUAUAUUGAAGAAGAAACCAUAAUAUGAAACCGAA